ACCAUUUAGUCUAAAGCAAGUAGAUUUAAAAUGGAUCUCCGUGCCAUCUAUAGUGAUCAAAUCAUUAGUAAUCCCAAAAUUCGAUAACCAAUUAACCAUUUCUACUAUUGAUCAAUCAUAUUAUAUGUUAAUACAAAAAAUUGAAGUUUCCUCAAGUCAAGUCAACUAGAUAGAGUAGAUAUAGACAAAGUACCAUUCCAAUGGCUUCCAUUUGCAUGCAUCCACCCUAACUUCAAGGCAUGUGCCCAUUAAAAGGGCUUCAAGCCUUUGAAAAUCCCUGCCUUAAAAAACAUCUCCCCCUUCAAAGGUCAUCAUAAACCCAAUUCAAACUCAACCCAAAACCUCAAACUUACCCAAUCUCUACCCAUCAUGAAGACCCUCAUUCUCUUCUUCUCAAUACUCACCCUCCAAUUGCUCCGCGCCACGUCGGAUAGGUGCCACCCGGACGACGAGAAGGGUCUCAUGAGCUUCAAAGCUGGCAUCACCCACGAUCCGUCGGGCAUGCUCUCCCUGUGGAAACCUGGCACCGACUGUUGCCAGUGGCGCACCACGACCUGCCUCGCCAGCGGUCGUGUCAACUCGAUCUGGCUCACGGGAAGCCCUGACCAGCCCAACUCCUACUUAGCCGGUACAAUCUCUCCAUCCCUCGCGAAGCUUGAGUUCCUCAACGGACUCUACAUGAUGAACCUGAGAAACAUCACGGGCGGGUUUCCCACCUGGUUGUACGGAAUGCCCAACCUGAUGUACUUAUAUUUACAAAAUGUGCCCCUCUCGGGUCGGCUCCCCCAAGACAUCGGCCGGUUCGGAAGCCGGCUGAACGCCCUCAACCUGGCCGGGAACCGGUUCACCGGAGCGAUACCCAGUUCCAUAUCCAACCUAACCAGCCUGUCCGAGCUAAACCUCGCCGGCAACUUCCUCACCGGGAAAUUCCCGCUCGGCAUCCGCAACCUCACGAACUUGGAAACCUUGGAUCUCCAGAACAACCAGCUCGCUCGAUCCAUCCCUGAGAUCUUCUCUUCUCUCACCCGUCUCAGGUACCUCCGUCUCUCCGGCAACAAUUUUACCGGGAAAAUCCCAAACUCAAUCUCAUCCCUUUCCCCAAACUUAGAAUACCUCGAGCUCGCCCGCAAUUCCCUCACCGGCCAAAUCCCUAGCUUCCUCGGAAGCUUCCACUCGCUCGACACCAUGAAUCUCGCCUGGAACAAUCUCACCGGACCCGUACCGAAAUCGUUCAAGAAUCUCACCAAGAUCUUCAAUUUGGAUCUCUCCCACAAUUCCCUCGUCGAUCCUUUCCCUGUUAUGAACGUGAUGGGGAUCGAGACCCUAGAUCUGUCGUACAACAAAUUCCACCUGGGGAGAAUCCCCGAUUGGGCGACUUCUUCCCCGAUUCUCUACUCCCUGAAGCUGGCUAAGUGCGGGAUCAAGAUGAAUUUGACGAAUUGGAGGCCACAGCAGACGUAUUUCUACGAUUACCUCGACUUAUCGGAGAAUGAGAUCUGGGGGAGUCCGGUUUGGUUGCUGAACCAGACCGAUUAUUUGGUUGGGUUUUGGGCGUCGGGGAAUAAGCUGAGCUUCGAUUUGAGGCAGAUGAGGAUUGUGGGGACGAUGAAGGAUUUGGAUCUGUCGAGGAAUUCGAUUUACGGCGGGGUGCCGAGUUCGGUUGCCGGAUUGCGGAAUUUGAAUGUGAGCUGGAAUCAUUUGUGUGGAAGGUUGCCGCCGACGAAGUUCCCGGCGAGCUCGUUUGAAGGGAAUAAGUGUCUUUGUGGCUCCCCUUUGCAGCCUUGUAAAUAAACAUAAUUUAAAAAAUGGAGAUAAAAUAAAUGGGAUAUAGGGGAUUCAACGAUUGAUGUUCAUCUUUGCAAAAUUUCUUCAAGAAUAAAAUUCGAUCGAUGUUGUUGUCAUAUUCGAUUUGAAUCGAUUAACUUACUAAAAUGUUCGUACCUGGAUAUCAUCACUUCAUCUGCUUGUAACUAUGUAUCGUAUAAGGUCGAUUAGAUUGGUUAAAUCACGUUGUAAGCAAUAAAUUGACCGUGAAAUACCUGAUUUCGUAUUAAAAGAUAAAAAUGACGUUCUAUUUAUUCAAUGGUGCAAAGGUUCUAAUAACAAGCUCUUAGGAUGCUUGAGUACAUUGGUAAUCCAUCCAUUUCAACCAUAAUGGUGAUAUAAAAAUUUAAGAUGCUU
This is a messenger RNA of Linum trigynum, 2181 nucleotides long. The record is from the annotation of a GenBank genome assembly. NCBI's taxonomy places the organism in Eukaryota, Viridiplantae, Streptophyta, Magnoliopsida, Malpighiales, Linaceae.